CCUCCCCUCCAGCCCAAAAGCAUCCACCGCCGAUCUAGAGCGCUAGGCAUGUCUAGCUGAUGCCGGAGGGAGGCGCGCAUGCGCGGGCCGGCGGGGGUCGCUUCGCGGUUCGGGCGGCCCAUGGCCGGCGGCGGGCGACGAUGACCGACUACAGCGAGGAGCAGCGCAACGAGCUGGAGGCGCUCGAGUCCAUCUACCCGGACUCGUUCACGGUAUUGUCAGAAAAGCCAACAACUUUCACAAUCACUGUGACAUCUGAAGCAGGAGAAAAUGAUGAAACUGUCCAAACAACCCUUAAAUUUACCUAUAGAGAAAAAUAUCCUGAUGAAGCUCCACUGUAUGAAGUUGUCUCACAGGAGAAUCUUGAUGAAAAUGAUGUCACAGACAUAAUAAAACUACUAGAACAACAGGCAGAAGAAAAUUUAGGAAUGGUUAUGAUCUUCACUCUAGUCUCAGCAGUACAGGAGAAACUAAAUGAAAUAGUGGAUCAAAUAAAAACAAGAAGAGAAGAGGAAAAGAAACAGAAAGAAAGAGAAGCAGAAGAAGAAGAGAAACAACGUUUUCAUGGCACUCCUGUUACUAUUGAAAAUUUCCUAAACUGGAAAGCAAAGUUUGAUGCAGAACUUCUAGAAAUAAAAAGGAAAAAAAUGAAAGAAGAAGAACAAGCAGGCAAAAAUAAAUUAAGUGGUAAACAGCUGUUUGAAAUGGAUCACAACCUUGACACCUCUGACAUCCAGUUCUUGGAGGAAGCUGGAAACAGUGUGGAGGUUGAUGAAUCUUUAUUCCAAGAAAUGGAUGAUUUAGAGUUGGAAGAUGAAGAGGAUGACCCUGACUACAACCCUGUUAAUUUAGAUAGUGAUUAGACUCUUUUGAACUGUUUCUGUCAUCAGCAUGGACAUAUGUGAGGAGAGAUGAGCAGGCAGGAAAUCCACAGCAUCUGUGGUUUUAGUAAUGUGUAUUGUGGGGGUUUUUUCCUUUUUCUUUUUUUCCAAAGAAAAAAGACAAAAUAUUUUAAAUCAAGGAGAGUGAUAUUCUGAUGACUUUCUUAGUAAAUAAAUUUACUAUAAUAUUUCAAAUGAAAAAUCUGAGGAAUAUUGAUCUGUCUGAAAAUGCUAUCCUAUUUUCACUUAUUUUUCCUUCUCACUUCUGUAAUUGCCCUUUGAGGAGAUGUGACAAUGAACGAGAUGGAAAGAUGCUAUAGCAAGCACUAAACACACCUGCAUCUGGUGGCUGAGCAGCUGUUCUUCUAUUUUCCACUUGGGAUAUACAUGGGCAGCUUUGGUGAAUAAAAGGGAUGACAUACUAUGCAGUUAUAUAUAUAUAUAUAUAUUUUUUUUUUUUUUUUAAUUUUUUUUUUUCCGUGGAAUUUUCUAACACUUCAAGUCAGUUCUGGUGCCCCAACCUAUCAGCUGUAGAUAGACUGCACUAGUCACCUUUUAUCAAGGCACAGCCUUAUUAAAGUUUAAUGAAAACCAUUUUAAUACUACUGAAGUAAAAUCUUUUGCUGUAGUUGAGAAUGGUAGUUUCAAAAUUACUAGUUCAAGUCUGUAGGAAAAAAUCAGAAUGAGAAAGUCUUCUGAAAAGGUUUGGUUGGUUGUUCAGAGAGGGUUGUUGGUGUUUGUUUUGUGUUUGUUUGUUUGUUUUUUUUAACUUGUGCAACAAUUAACUUCCAUGAGGGGCAGAAAUAAAAAUAAUAAUAAUUAAAAAAAAAAACUAGGAAAUUUAAUUUGCCUUUGGGAACAAACUAUGUGAAAAUACUGUCAAUGGAGUUCAGGUUACAGUACCAGGAUUUAUAGAGUGCUUAUAGGUUUGAAUGCAAUGGGUGUUGUUUUAGAAGCAUCUUGCUGGCAGCCUAGAAAGGUCAGCACAAUGUACAGUAAAGCUACACAUCAGCUAGUGGAUGUUAACCAUCCCACAGAAUUGCAUAUGAAGCUAGCAGCUUGAUGUUAGACGAUUCCUCCCUUCCCACCUCCAAAAAAACGCCAAAACACCACAAGAACUGUGGUGGUUGAACAUACUGUGUUUGAGGCUGCAUCAGCUGGAAGGGUGAGGGUAUAGACAAAGGUUUCAAAUGAGAGCUCUCCAACUAGAGAACCACCAGGCACCUUGAUGAUUAAACACUGUGUGCUGAAUUUUAAAAUACUGUUAGUAGACUGCCUUAACUGUGCCAGCUUCAACCUCUGAAGAGGGCUGCACUGAAGUAUCACAGUGCUUAGAGGAAUAAUAAAUUUAUGAACUUUAACAUUUGGAAAUUCCAUAUUCAAAAUGAGAAACUUAAUUCUGAAAAUAAUAACGUAUAAGAUUCUCUGCUCAUACCACUCGAGAACAUCUGUUUAGGAUGAUCUCCUUUAACAUGCUUCAGUAGUCUUUUUGUAUUCAAGCUGAACAAAUUUCUAGUAGAUAGAAAUAAAUGUUCAAGUACCCUAUAAAUACUUUUAUAAAUUAACCACGUGCCUUUGUUCCUACUGUCCUCUAUUUGAUCUUUUUAAUUUUGGCUAAGAACUCUUGACAAGCAUCUAGGUUUCACUGAUAAUGUUAUGUUUCAAAGCAAUAAGCAGGAUCUGUGUUCCAGCAGUUACCAAAUAUAUUAAGAAAUUGUGAGCUAAUGUGAUAUUAAGUCUGACUUUUCCAAAGAUAUGGUUGGAUUGAAAGCUUCACAGUGACUACAUCCAGCUUCCUGUGUAAUUGCUGGGAUGCUUUAAAAUGCUCUUCAGCACUGAACUUAAUUUGCUUCUGGUAUGUCUCGAUUCAGCUGCAUUUAAAAAGAAAGAUGACUCCUAAGACUUUCAAUUUUCAGCUAUGUAUGUUUAAAACUGGCAUUUUUUUCAAAAGAGGAGCAAGUUCUCUUUAAAUCUAGACUGAAUCCAAGAAUGCUGUGUAGUCCAUGCAAAAUGUUGUAAUCUGAGAAAAUUUUCCAAGUGGGUCACUUGUAAGAAUCAGCUAUGUAUGAAAAAAGUUUCUCAAUGAUAUUUCUAGAUCAAUGAGAUUUUUUUUUUGGUCUGUUUUCACGCUAAUGUAUUUAUUAGUUUUCAUGCAAAGGAUCUAUAGCUUAAAAAUGUUAAAACAAUGUCAAACAAGUUAAAAUGUGAAAAUGUAUUUUUACUCUAACAUCUUAUAUCUCAAAGCAGAAGAAAUAAUAAGGGUUGAAGUGACAAAAAGUUGUAUAAAGUCUGUUCCUCCAAGUCUGUGGAACAGAUUUCAGUGACUCAGUCUGAGCUUCAGCUUCAUUUACCUUUGUUAGUAAUUAACAUCUGUGAAAUAAAAGGGAAUUUGACUGAGAGUAAGCUUGGCUAUGUUUAUGUCCUGGAGUUUGCUGAAAUGGACUGAAUAAAGGGGAUUUUUUGUGGAAGAA
Molecule: messenger RNA, 3352 nt
Organism: Columba livia (rock pigeon)
Lineage: Eukaryota; Metazoa; Chordata; Aves; Columbiformes; Columbidae
Gene: RWDD1
Product: RWD domain containing 1
Exons: 7
Coding region: 60-863 (267 amino acids)
Biological process (GO): cytoplasmic translation
Molecular function (GO): protein binding
Source: RefSeq, a predicted model, not a curated record